AACGAUUAAUUAUAGAGGGAGCUACCAAAACGGCAGCUUUGAGUACUUCUGCAGGUGUUUUUUCUACUCUCAGUCCAGACAGAUAACACAAGUAUCAUCUGAGCUAAAUGUAAUCAUGAAACUUGGAAAUGAGUGCUUGCAAUCAGCCUAAAAAGAGCUUGAAGAUGGUUUUGGUUCAUCAAUGGAUCAAAACCACUUUGAUUUCAAAGCUUUUAGUAUUUCUUACAAAGUGGUUCAAGAUUUAAUGGGGCUUUCAAGGUUGAUUGCCAGUGGUUGAUUCUCCUUCUGUCACUCUUCUCUGCCUUUGUACAGUGACAGAGGAAAAUCAUAAAAUUAAAAAAAAAGAUUUAAUUAUGCAGGGGAGACCAUAUUUUACCAAAGACAUCUUUUGUUUUUGCUUAUAAAUACAUUUUGAUUUAAAAAUCUGCCUAGAAAAUUGUUACACUUGAUUUGCCUCAUUAAUCUGAGUUUGGUCACAUGGUUUGCAUCAGACUUCUGCAUAUGUAGCCAUUAACUUUCACUUCUGCUUAAAUAGAACCUGUUGUUUGUCACUGCACAGACUAAGACAUGCUCUUUUCGAACUGUACCGUCACUGUUUGGAUUGCUAUAUGAAGCUUUUGCAGCAAAUUUUAAACUAAAUUUACAACCCUUAUGGUAAGUAGCACAUCUUUUAUUUUCUGUACUUUGAAAAUAUUUAUUUUUUUUAGACAGGAAUGUAAGAAAUGGCUUCCUCUAUGACAAUAGAAAUACAGCAAAGUUUUAACUUUUCUUAAAAUUUUUAAUGUAUUUUUGUUUAUGCUGAUAUUUACAAUUUAAACCGUAUGCUUGAAUUAUGUAAAAAAGCCAUUGGCAGUACAUUCAUUUGUAUUUGGUCUCCUUUAUUUUAGGCAUUGGUGACAACUUCUUUCAUCCUUUUCCACCUUUUUACUUUUGGAAACACAAUAAAUACCAAAUUUUUACCAUGUGAUGCUAACAUGAAUUCUACCUCCGUGGACUGCUCCUUCAGACCUCUCAAGAUUACACCUUUGUUUCAAGCUUCCUCUGUUUUGGAAAUCAAUUUGAGCUACACCAAGAUCAGUUACGUGGGGCGUCAUGCAUUUGCUGGUGUUCCAAACCUUAGCACUUUAAAACUAAUGGGUAAUUGUCCCCCUGAAAGACUGAGAGCGUUGGAGAGCAAAAAAUGCAGAGUCGAGAUUCACCGAGACGCUUUCAAAAGCCUUAAAAAUCUCACGUCUCUUUAUCUGUCAGACAACAGCAUGAGCUCCAUUCCUUUGUUACCUGCAACUCUCCAGUUUCUCGAUCUUCAGCUCAAUUGCAUUGUUAACAUUAUCCACCCUUUAAACACUCCAAAUCUUCAAACACUCCUACUUACCAAGAACUGUUUUUAUGCAAACCCCUGCAACCAGUCCUUUUACAUUAGUGAGAAAGUUUUCAAAGAACUCCCUAAUUUGAAAAGUCUGUCAUUGGGGUACAAUAAUUUGACAUCUGUCCCCAAAGGACUACCACCGUCUCUGACAAGUUUGGAUCUGAGAGAGAACACGAUCACGGAAGUCUUAAAAGGAGCUUUUUCCCAUUUGACUUACCUCAAAACUUUGAUUUUGGAGUGGAACUGUCAACGCUGUGAUCAUGCUGCACGGCCCUGUUUCCCCUGUCCAAACAACCUCCCUCUUCAUCUGCAUCCAGAGGCAUUUUAUUCCGAGAACAGCUCCAUUUCCUUUUUAAGCUUGAGGGGAAAUUCUCUAAAAACAAUUCCUCCUGGCCUUUUCAAGCAUUUGAAAAGAUUAAAAGGACUGGAUCUUUCUGACAACCUUUUAGCAUAUGAAAUCCGAAAUGGGACUUUCUUUAGAGAGCUCACAGGUCUCACUUGGAUUAGCCUGAUCUAUAACUACGAACCACUAAAGACGUUUUCAGAACUGAUCCUGUCCCCUCACAUUAGCAAGAUAUCUGGUCUUCAUAGUCUCCUGCUGAGCGGCAACUUUUUCCUCAGACUUUCAAAAGACAGUUUCAAAGUUCUAUCUAAACUACAGAAUCUGUCAAAACUGGAACUGAGAAUGAACUUCAUUAGUGCAUGUAACCUGACCUCCCUGAGCCAGCUGCCAUCUCUCACAGAAGUGGACCUCUCCCAAAACAUGCUCAAUUUCCUCCCAUGCUAUUCAGAGUCCUCAUCUGGGACUCUCCUGACAACACAGGAGAGCUGUCAAAACCCAAACUUGUACACAGAUUAUGUUCACGACCAACUUCCCAUUGUGGUGGAUCGAGAAAAGACUUCAAGAGUGUGGAAACCCAACCAGCCACAUUUGCCCGAAAUGGAGGAAAAUAAUGAAUUUAAAAUGCAACAACCAUGGGAUUUCAAAAAAAAACUUUGCCAUCAAAAGCUAUCGUUUGAUCUGUCCCAGAAUGACCUUUUGUCACUAAACAAAAGGGUUUUUAUGGGACUGGAGAAUGUUGGUUGUCUAGAUCUUUCUUUUAAUUAUAUGAGCCAGACAUUGAGAGGUGGGAUGUUUGAUGGCAUGAAAAAGUUGGUGUUUCUUAACAUGUCCUUUAAUAGACUUGAUCUUUAUGAUGCUCAUGCUUUCAGUGAACUCAAGUCCACUCUGAAGCUAUUAGAUGUUAGCAACAAUGACUUUCAUUUCAAAAUGAGGGGCAUGGGCCAUCGUUUCUGGUUUCUUAAAAACCUAACAAACUUGGAAGUGCUGAGUCUGGCAAACAAUGGUAUUGGGAUGCGAAUAGAUCAAAGGCUGCUCAGCAACUCUUUGAAGUACCUGUACUUUAGUGGAAACCAUCUUGACAUCAUGUGGGGCUCUGAAAACAAGUAUACCCAUUUUUUUCAAAACCUGACAAAGCUCACUUACUUGGACAUAUCAAACAAUGGUCUGAAGUCAGUCUCACCACAAGAACUGAUCAACCUUCCAAUAAGCAUCAAGGGGCUCAGCAUCAGCAACAAUUUACUUAAAUAUUUUCCCUGGCAAAACAUCUCAACACUUAGCAAUUUAUGCCACUUAUACCUGAAUAGAAACUUUCUGACCUAUUUGCCACCAAAUGGAACACAUUUUGGACCUCAUUUUUCCCUUCUGGACCUCAGUCACAAUCGUUUUACUUUUAUUCCUGAGGAUUUCUUCAGCAAGGCCACGUCCUUGAAGUAUCUAUAUCUCAAUCACAAUCAGAUCAAGGCGUUGAGCAGUCAGCAUCUUCCUGCCCUCUUCAAAAAUGGGAGCUCUCUUGAUGAACUCGCCCUCCACGAUAACCCCUUCAAAUGUGAUUGUGACACAUCUUGGCUUGCAGAUUUCUUGCGCACCACCUCCAUUCAGAUUCCCCAUCUGACCACUCAUGUACGCUGUGAAUUCCCAGAGUCCCAGCAGGGAAAGCAUCUACUGUCCAUGGACCAGCGCUCCUGUCAAGACAUUUAUGGCAGCUUGGCCUUCGUGGUCUGUUCAUUAUUCACUGUGAUGCUUACUGUUGUUCCUCUGCUGAAGCAUCUGUAUGGCUGGGAUGUGUGGUACUGCUUACAGGUGCUGUGGGCUGGACACAAAGGAUACUCUCAACUGCCUGGAAAAGAUUCCUGUCAUCACUAUGAUGCUUUUGUUGUGUUUGACACCAGGAAUGGGGCAGUAAGGGACUGGGUCUACAAUGAACUGACUGUUAAUCUGGAGAGAUCUGGAAACAGAAGAUUUUCCCUUUGUUUGGAGGAAAGAGAUUGGAUUCCUGGAAUUUCAUGUAUCGACAACCUACAUAUGGCUGUCAAGAACAGUGGGAAGACGGUUUUUGUGCUAGCCAGAGGUGCACAUGGAGCUGAGAUGAUAAAUGGUGUGAUGCAGCAGGCUUUCUUCAUGGUUCAACAAAGGCUUCUGGAUGAGAAGAUGGAUACAGCCGUGCUGGUUCUAUUGGAUGAGAUGUUUCCGAAACUCAAGUACCUUCAACUGCGAAAGAGACUGUGCAGAAAAUCUGUGCUGUCCUGGCCAAGAAAUCCCAAGGCUCAACCUCUUUUCUGGAAUCAAAUGAGGAUUGCACUGGCUUUAGAUAACCUGAAACUGUAUGAUAGGAACAUGAGUGAAAGCUUUAUGUAAUGUUAAAACUGAUUACAUCCAUGCUGCUAUUUUACUAUGUGUAUGUUUUUUUGUUUGUUUUUUUAAUUGUUCAUUGUCACUCUCUUUAGACUUUUUUUGUUGUACUGUCUGAAAUAUUCAUUAGUAGUGGUCUUGCAACAAGAAAACAGUUCUGACUCUUUAGUUCCAGUCUUUGUUAUAAUUAUUAUUUAUAAUUACCUAGUUUGCUACACAAGAGUAAAUAUUGCUUGUUUUUAAAUAAAUCACUGCUUUAUUCAAAAUGUUCAGUAUAUUUCAGUGAUUCUAACUUUCAGGAUGCGGAAGGAUUUCUGCAAGUUUUCCCUCUUUCUUUUGAGAUCAAAGAAGGUAUUAGUUUCAUGUCACUUACACGAUUUAGAAGCAAUGGAAACAAGAUGUAGACUAUUUAUGGAUAAAAAGGAGGAUGCAUAAGCUGAAAUAUAAGCAAAAGAACUUUCAAUUGCACAUUCAACUGACAAAAUCAUCCCUACCCUUCAUAUGAAAAUUUCACUUCUCUCUGGUUAGAUACUGCAAGGAAAUGAAACUGUUUCUUACAAGUUACGCAUCAAAAUUAAGUUGUUCAAUAAAAUUCUGAUUAAAUAAAGACUAAGUGAAAUUCUAAACUUGUAGAUUUUAUGUUAUUAGCUGAAGGCAACCGAAAAAUUUCAACCUGAAAAUAACAAAUAUUCAGCUAAAUUGUAGCCUGCAGCUGCAGUUUCAUGUAAACCUGUCUA
This is a messenger RNA of Oryzias melastigma (Indian medaka), 4795 nucleotides long. RefSeq names its product toll-like receptor 9 (gene tlr9). The record is from RefSeq and is a predicted model, not a curated record. Gene Ontology annotation, molecular function: pattern recognition receptor activity; protein binding. The coding region runs from base 975 to 4064 and encodes 1029 amino acids. Gene Ontology annotation, biological process: canonical NF-kappaB signal transduction; positive regulation of interleukin-6 production; defense response to virus. The transcript has 2 exons. Gene Ontology annotation, cellular component: plasma membrane. Lineage: Eukaryota; Metazoa; Chordata; Actinopteri; Beloniformes; Adrianichthyidae.